This is a messenger RNA of Schizosaccharomyces cryophilus OY26, 1095 nucleotides long. Its product is annotated as MVB sorting pathway protein. NCBI's taxonomy places the organism in Eukaryota, Fungi, Ascomycota, Schizosaccharomycetes, Schizosaccharomycetales, Schizosaccharomycetaceae. The coding region runs from base 286 to 1095 and encodes 269 amino acids. The transcript is spliced from 3 exons. The record is from RefSeq and is a predicted model, not a curated record. Gene Ontology annotation, biological process: protein transport.
CUUAAAAAUAGUCUGAACAAGAGCACCCCAUUUAUCCUAAUUUAAAGAUUUAAUUAAAGAAGUUUCAUAGAUGAACAUCGAUCUUAUAUUUCCCAUAUUUCAAACAAGGAAAAGCGUUGGAUAUAACACAUGUACGUGACCAAACCGUAUAGACAACGAGAAGGAGACUCGCUUGAAAAGCCGACGGGCUAACAAUUGUAUACGAACAAGCAUAAUAGAGUUUACCAGUCAAAAAGAAAAGUAAAACGUGGCCAUCGGUGCCUUGCUAAGUCAACUGCAACCAUCAUGUCGAGACUUCAACUUCAGUUCAAAUUGGCUGCUGCCAGAAUGGAAAUUUUGAGGAAAAAAGAAGAGGCUCUUGCAAAACAAGCAAGGAGAACUGUAGCAUAUGGCUUAAAAACAUAUUCACCAACUUUAGCUCGAGCUCGAGUAGAACCCUUAAUUACGCAGGAUGUAUACAUGGAACUGCUUGAGCUUUUACAAGUGGAUGCAGAGAUUCUUGCCAAUCGCACUUCUAUUUUGGAAAAACGAGGAUUUAAUGCUGAAGCUCCUUGGAAAUCAUCUUUGUAUCACGUCCUUGCUGCAGCUCCUCAGCUACCCAUUAAAGAACUUAAAUCUGUACAUGAUUUCUUGGUGAGACUCUAUGGCAAAGAAUUUACCCAAUUAACGGAUCCUGACUUAUCCAAAAAUGAUGAGCAGUUUUACAAGCUUUUAUACCCUCCUAUUCCAUCUGAGGAGUUGGUUAAUGGCUAUAUAGAAGAACUACGACGAACUUAUUUUCCUGAAGAGUAUCAGAAGGAAGAGAUUCCUUCUUCAAAAGAAGCAGAGGAACUAUUGCCAUUAGCGUCUUCAUCUCAAGAUAUGUCAGCACCUUCAUCAACCCAAGACGAGGUAUCGAAGGCAGGGGAUCUCCGUCAAUCUACCUCAUCUGCUACUAACGGUCCUUCUAACGGGACUUCUACCUCUCCUUUAACCUCAAAACCUGAUCCCAAAACUCACGUUCCGCCUGUCGCUAAAAGCGCUUUACAUCCGCCCGAUAAGCCACCAAGCUUUGAAGAACUAGCGGCUCGUUUAGACAAUUUAAAACGUAGUUAG